UGACCCAUUGUCAGUUGCAGUGUGUUUUAUCUAAAAUUUUGAUUGUAUGUGCGCUGAAAAAAGAUUGAAGGCUCGUGCAUCAUGGGGCGACAUAACCCUUUAAGAUGCCGGAUUUAGAAGCAGGGUUAGAGAUAGAGCCUUGCCGUAGAAAUGGUUGGACGCCCCCGCCUUCAGCCCGCCAGGCAAUUACCUGGCUGGUUCUGGUGGUUUUGGGUGUCAUCUAUUUCACCUCAUUAGUGCCGGCCCUACACAACUCCUGGCAGCUUCCAGCAUACAUAAGUACAGGAGUUUUGAUGCUUGCACACGUCAUUGUGCACGUCAUCACAAUAUCUAUAGAUCCUAGUGAUCCUAGAGUACUCAGGAAGAAGAAACCUAAGAUUAAGUUUGACGAGAUGAAACAUCAGCACGUCAUAGAAAAUCAGCACUGCAAUAUAUGCCAAGUCAAUGUCAAGGCCCAUUCUAACCACUGUCGUGUAUGUAACAAAUGUGUUUGGAGGUUCGACUAUCACUGCCAUUUUGUGAAUAAUUGCAUAGGAGGCAGAAACUACAGAUGGUAUAUGGCAACUCUCGGAACAGCUUUUGUGGCAUUAUGCUUAAUCAGUGGCCUUGCUGUCACUGAGUUUACCUUUUUCUUCACCGAUCAAACCAAUAGACACAUUUUGCAGCCCUAUCGAGAUCUGAACACUCUCCAAACAUACAAAGAUGCAAACUUCAAAAUCCUCUACCAAAGUGUACCAUACGAGGCGUGGCUGACCGUGCUCGCCUUCACCUUCACUCUGGGCACCUCAGUAGCUGUUGCUGUUCUAGGACUCAUUUGUGUUCACAUUUAUCUCACUAGCCACAAAUCGACAAUCUUUAAAUCGUUAGAAAACCCAUCAAAAGCAUAUGUGCCAGUGAAGGUGGAAAGCUACAUGAGCGGUGCUACAUUGAAUUCUGGCUCUUUCACCAUUGAGCUCGUCACUGGUCUCCCCUGGGUCAGCACAUUUCACACAACACGCUCAGCCAAGAACUCAGCCAAGAACUCAGCCAAGAACAACAACAACGAAUGUGAACUGAAAAUGGUGGAUGAGACUUGUUCCAGCAGCGCCCAAUCUGACAACAGCUCAAUGUGCAGCCUGAGCCAGGGCGUUGUGUCCUUGGCGCCAAGCACUACCAGUCUGUAGACACUGAACUUCAGACAUGCCAAACAAACACCUUCACCUUUAGUCCAUGUACUAUUUUUACAAUAUUUUAGGUUAUUUU
Molecule: messenger RNA, 1242 nt
Organism: Dreissena polymorpha
Lineage: Eukaryota; Metazoa; Mollusca; Bivalvia; Myida; Dreissenidae
Product: palmitoyltransferase ZDHHC1-like
Exons: 8
Coding region: 105-1163 (352 amino acids)
Biological process (GO): protein targeting to membrane; peptidyl-L-cysteine S-palmitoylation
Cellular component (GO): Golgi apparatus; endoplasmic reticulum
Molecular function (GO): protein-cysteine S-palmitoyltransferase activity
Source: RefSeq, a predicted model, not a curated record